ACCCCGCCGGCCAGGGGAGCCGGGCAGGGCGAGCGGCGCCGGCGUCAUGUGACAGCGCGGCCCGGUGCCAGGAGCCCCGGGGGGGAAGGCGGGCGGAGGGCGGGAGGCAGGGCGGCGGGCGGGCAGCUCCUCCUCGCACACAGACCCGGAGCCGCCUCAGCCGCGGGGACGCGGGACACGCCGGUCCUCGCGCCUCGGUGACGCCGCAGCCCCCGCCACCCAGCGCGACCCCCGGCACUGCGGGAGCCGAACGGAGGCCCGGCGCCCUCCGCACCGCCCGCCGACCAAAUCCAGAUAACAAGAAGUUUUUGGCCACACAGUUUUGGUUCAGUAAAUGUAGAACUGAAGAUUGAACAGGGUUUACAGGGGCUCCAUUUUUCCGUGGUAGAGGAGACAUUUUCUUAAUCACUGCAAGAACAUUUUUGCCCAAAAUUUUUACAUAUAGGAAAGCCAUUUCCAGGCCACAUCAGAGGCAUCAGAACAGCUGAAUAAAAAAGAUGCUAAUGUUUGACCCAGUCCCUAUCAAGCAAGAAGCCAUGGAGCCUGUUUCAGUGUCAUACCCGUCCAAUUACAUGGACCAAAUGAAGCCAAACAAAUACAGCGUCAUUUAUUCAACACCGAGUAUGUUGCAUAGUAAAUUCUACUCAAACCCAGAAGGACUAUCAAAUGGAAUCCAGAUGGAGCCAGUAGACCUUACAGUGAACAAACGGAGCUCACCACCUUCAACUGGAAGUUCUUCCCCGCUAAAAUUUCAGACUGUGCAUAGGAGAACUUCACCUGCAUUGACUCUGUCCUCACCCAGCUCACCUCUCAGUAAAUUCACACCGUCACCCCCAGGAGUACAGCCUAUUUCCAUGCCCAUAACAAUCCCACCUGUAAUGGCUGCUGCUCUUUCACGCCACGGACUGAGGAGCCCUGGAAUUCUCCCGGUUAUACAGCCUGUUGUGGUCCAGCCGGUUCCUUUUAUGUAUGCUCCCCAUCUUCAGCAGCCCAUCAUGGUGUCCACAGUUCUUGCAGAUGAGAUGGAAACUCCAAGUAGCAUGCAAGUGCCUGUCAUUGAGUCUUAUGAGAAGCCUACACUGAAGAAAGCAAUCAAAGUAGAGCCAGGGAGUGAACCAUCAAAGACUGACUUCUAUCCUGAACAAAUGUCACCCCCAUUGAUGACCUCAUUGUCUCCUCAGCAAGUAAUGUUGCAAGAGAAUCACCCUUCAGUUAUAGUUCAGCCAGGAAAGAGACCUUUACCUGUGGAAUCUCCGGACACGCAAAGAAAACGCAGAAUACAUCGCUGCGAUUAUGAAGGCUGCAACAAAGUCUACACUAAAAGCUCCCAUCUGAAAGCUCACAGAAGAACCCAUACAGGUGAAAAACCGUACAAAUGCACUUGGGAGGGAUGCACAUGGAAGUUUGCUCGUUCUGAUGAACUAACGCGGCAUUUCCGCAAGCACACAGGAAUCAAACCUUUUCAGUGCCCAGACUGUGACCGCAGCUUUUCACGUUCGGACCAUCUUGCUCUUCACAGAAAGCGCCACAUGCUAGUCUGAAUGUCUUCUGUCCCUGACUCCUGUCACACCUUUUUUUUUUUUCACACAUACCUUUUAGUUUGGAUUCAGCUGGUCUGAAUCUUGGAGUUUAUACCAUUAAAAGCUUAUCUAUGGUCAGUAACAGAUGUUAUCUAACCCUUCUAUGUCCUUGCCACGGGUCAGACCUAAAGAAUGUGAACACUUUUCUUUUUUUUUCUCCUGGGGAUGCUAAGCAAACCCUUUCUGCAGACAGUAUGUUUAAUGUAUUCCAUUGUGAAUAAGGGAAUUUGUAAACUAACAGCUUUUGUUAGUUUCUUCAUAUAAUCAACCCAGCAUAUCCUGAUAAAGUAGUAAAUGUUACUGAAUAUCCAAAAUGCUAGUCCUUGCCAGAGACUUCUAUUUAUGUGCCCUGUAAGGGAUACACUCUCAUUUUAUGCUCAACAAUGCAAUGAAUGGACUCUCCCAACCGUGUUGAUUUCUGCAAUAUGGUUAAUAGUUUUAGAAAGGCACCCGAUUCAGAAAUCCCCUCUGCCUGAACAGUGAGUAACACUGUAGAAAUAAAUCUAAGCAAUAUAAUUACUUUACAGAAAGAUUGAGUUACAGAAAGAUCAUUUACCCCAGUCAAGAAGAAAAUUGGCAGGAAUUGGUCAAUACAUAAUACUGUGCAUCUAAACCAAUGUAAUCUGUCCUCUGUAUUAUAGUGUAGUAUAUAUCCUUGUUUUUAUUGCGUAAUGCCCUGGUGGAUUUGUUAAAUGAAGACUUUGUGUGACACUGUAUGUCUGGUUUCUGUGCAAGUGUAUGGAUGGAACACACACGGUACCCUCCUCUGACGUGGCAUUAAAUGGUAUUCAUAGAAGCCUACCACACCUCAUUGCAGGGAUAUAGACUAUCCCUCUACAAUCACUCCCCUACAUUUCCUCUAAAGAAUUUUUUCUCUUUGCUGUACCUCAGAAAAUAGCAAUCAUUAUGUGAAAAAUGCUCCAAACUGUAUUGUUUGCAAGUGAGUGCCACUUUAAUACACUACAGUAUUUAAAAUUAUUAAUCCACAAUGUUUUUAUGAGAAGAUGGCAUCAGAUGUGAAGCACUUCUCAUGAUAAAUUGAGUCAUGUAUCUGUUUUGGAUAAAGACAAAUACCAAUUCAUCCACUCGAUAACUCUUGAUUUGUGACUCUGGUAGUAGUAGGUGGGUAAAGUUUCCCUGUGGAUGUUUCUGUUGCAGUAAAAUACCACAUCAGCAAGUCCUAACUCCCAUGUCAUUUAGCAAACACAAUUUGAUAGAUAAAAUAAACUGAAUGCAAGCAACCUGCAGUUGACCCUAGAAAUGUUCCCGUCUCUGGAAGCCCACUGCAAGGAAGGUUUAUGUCUUUCUUAGCUGGCAGACUUUGUGGCACUGCAAGGAAACAGGAUGUAUUUCUUGAGGCUCUUAGCACCAGGGCGUUUUUCUUCUUUCCCCUACAUAAGGUAAACAUCAUGAAGCAUACUGAAAUCAGAUUUUCAUUUCUCUUGGAAAAACUCACUGGAAGAUGGAGGGGUGAGAGGCGGAGGAGUUUCCUAAAACUCUCCAGGAGGAGUCAGGUGGAGUGUCCAUCUGGGGGUGGGUGUGUUUGAGCUCAUGGAGCAGGUAGGCUGUGCUACACCCUGUGGAGUCCAAUGGCAACCUAAAAGAAUCCUGCAGAUGCAAGAGUUUGAGUGCCAGAGAGCCUUCCCUUGGUGAUAGGAGUUUACCAGCUGUUCUGCUGACAUCCACAUGCUCCUAGAGUGAGAGGAGAGGAUCUGUCCUCCUUGGAGAAAAACGCUCCUGCAGCGAUUGCUGUGAAAUACGAAGUACCGUUCCAGUUGUUUAACAAAUCUUACAUGUGGGAAUACGGAACUGGCGAUUUUAUUUAAAGAAUAGAGCCCCGAACAUGUGCUCUACAAAGGGGAGCACUGGGGCUUGCAAAGCAGGGCUGGGAACGUUGCUGCAAAGCUUUUGUGAGGAAGAUCUGUACGCUCUGUUGCGGCACCAUGCAUCCUCACCGCUCCGCUACGACCGAGGGAAGUUACACCAGACCUGUCUUGUAACGCCCUCAUCUGCUUAUCUAUGGAGCUGAAAAACCUGGGAGAUGAAUCGAUCUUGGCUAGGACACUGAGGAACUUGCAGGGAAGACAAUUAUAGUAAUGAGCAGCUGUUCUGGAAUGAGAGUUUUUGUUGGAUAUUUUUAUUGUCCGUGGUAGCAGCAUUGGCCUUCAUCAGGCUCUGAACUGACUGAGAGGCUGUGUGGAGCCCCGGUAGCAUCAGUCAUAAGUCUACAGACAUUUAGUAUCCUGGGAUUAAAACAAUUCUCUAUUAUAUGCUAGGGAAAAAAAAAACAGAUGAGAUCCUAUAAAAACAAGCAGCUUAAUGGCAACUGGUCCCAUUCUUAGCUUAACAAAUGCAGAAGCAUAAAAUUUGGGGUGGAACAUUUCUUUCCAGUGCUCUGUUUCUUUUUUAAAGCUUUCACAAAAUAUUUUCUUUAUUUUUUUUUAAUUUAGAAAUCUAAAAUGAAGUACCCUAAAAGGAGAACAUCUUCAUAACUAUGAGUUACUUUGGAGAAUUUAAUCUAGGUUAUUUGCCAUGUUCAUUCAUUAGCCUGUGUAACUUUCUCCUGAAAAUAUACUAAUUGUGGGAACAAAUACAGUGAAGAUUCAAUAGAACUUUAAAAUAUCUUUAUUCAUGUGCCUUGUGAUUUAGGACAACAGAAAUUUAAAUAUUAAAUAUUUGAGAUUAUUUCAUGUAAAUGCCUUGCUUAUAGGAUUUUUCACUUGUGUCUGUGGUGUCUUUUUGUGAAAUGUCAAAAAAGUCACAAACACGUAAUGUGAAUUUACAUCUUAACUGGCUCAUUGAUUCACUUUAGCAAACUGAUUUGAGGGAUAUCUUGUAAUUUUUAAAUAUACACAAUAAUUUUUAAAGCCAGUCCUUCCAUCUUUACCCUAAAGAGAAGCCAAUUCAGAUAUAAACAGAAAACACCAAUCCUGCAGAACGUAUAUUUUUAAAAGCCACCGUUUUCCCCAGCAGUAAUGCACUGUGCAGUGUGUAACAGGUAAUACUGUUUUACUGAAAUGGGCCUGUUUAAGUUUCCAAGACAAUCACAAAAAGCUAAAAAGGUAUUAAUGUGUGUGGGGGGGUAUAUUUAAAUAUACACUGCCAUUCUGCCGUGAUAUUUCUAAUGCCACAUCUUGUCCAAAUACAUUGUUGUCUCUGUCAAGGUUAGCAACAUUUAGAUGAAUAAAAAACCUUUCUAUAAAAAAUUACAAAGCAUUUUACAUACCUUAAGGGGUCUACACCAGUUUUCAUUGUAUUUUACAGAUACUAGCACUUUUUAAAAAUUUACUUUAAAUAUUAGAGGGUCAAAAUAAUCUUUCUGCUUAGCAUCUCUUACCUGCAAAUAUAGCAGGGAUAUUAUAUUUACUUUAAUACUUGUAUAAACUAUACAGAAAUUUUUUAAUAAAAUGUAAUAUAUUUUAUAAGCUAAUAAGACUGAAUGGGUAAUUAAAGGUUUCUAGUGUGCAUUACUAUAACUUACAGAGACAUUUUGGUAAUCUUUUCUUACUAAAGAUGUGAAUGUUUAAUGUACUUUCACUGUUUCUACUUUGGUAGUCCAAUGGGAAUUCAGUAAUGACAUUUUGUCAUGUCAAACUGUGAACAUAAAUUUGUACUGUACAGUCCUCAUACUAUAUUUAGUAUACAAUGCCUAUGUAUUAUACUUGUUAAUAAAACCCUCAGAAUAUU
Molecule: messenger RNA, 5267 nt
Organism: Tyto alba (common barn owl)
Lineage: Eukaryota; Metazoa; Chordata; Aves; Strigiformes; Tytonidae
Gene: KLF3
Product: Kruppel like factor 3
Exons: 8
Coding region: 498-1541 (347 amino acids)
Biological process (GO): regulation of transcription by RNA polymerase II
Molecular function (GO): DNA-binding transcription factor activity, RNA polymerase II-specific; RNA polymerase II cis-regulatory region sequence-specific DNA binding
Source: RefSeq, a predicted model, not a curated record